AUGUAUAUGUACAUGUACGUUAACAUUGUAUGCAAUAUUCAUUAUUCUCUUUCUCUCUCUGUUUCUUCUCUCAGGGUUCAUAUAUCAUAGCUAAGCCACGCCCAGUCGAUCAGUUACAGUUCAUUUUAGAGCAAACGAGAUCAGGCCAGGGACAAGCUCUAGAAGAAUUUUUUCAUCUCCAUGGGAACAUGCAGGCCUCCGCCAUGUGUCUCAUACUAGCCACAAGACCAAAUAAGGAGGUGGCUCACUGGGCGACUGAGGCUUAUUUCAAGCACGGAGGAGAACCUCAUUUUAUUUUUCCAACGACUCUCGGACCUAAUGGGGCGGGGCCUUCUCCGAAUCAGUUCCAGCAGCAACCCUCAUCGCCAUUUUCUAGUUUUGUUCAAGCCCCACCUUCUUUGGGCGGGGCUCUCGGUCGUCCUGUGAUUGGUCCGGAGGUACAGUUGUCAGGGAAACACAACGGACUCAUUUUGUACUUGGCACGUCUUCUUCGUCCGCUGUGGAAUGUGUCUGUUACCAUAGAAGAGAAAAAUGAAGGAUCCGGUGACAUAAAAGUACUGAGUCACUAUGACAUUAUGGAGCUGGCU
Amphimedon queenslandica is the source of this 587-nucleotide messenger RNA. Its product is annotated as nuclear pore complex protein Nup155-like. Lineage: Eukaryota; Metazoa; Porifera; Demospongiae; Haplosclerida; Niphatidae. The record is from RefSeq and is a predicted model, not a curated record. The transcript has 3 exons. The annotation marks the transcript as partial. Gene Ontology annotation, biological process: transcription-dependent tethering of RNA polymerase II gene DNA at nuclear periphery; protein import into nucleus; RNA export from nucleus. Gene Ontology annotation, molecular function: structural constituent of nuclear pore. Gene Ontology annotation, cellular component: nuclear pore inner ring; nuclear pore.